Molecule: messenger RNA, 1425 nt
Organism: Cercospora beticola
Lineage: Eukaryota; Fungi; Ascomycota; Dothideomycetes; Mycosphaerellales; Mycosphaerellaceae
Source: RefSeq, a predicted model, not a curated record
AUGUCUACCUCAGAAGCGUCUCACGGUGCUGAACAACAGCCCAUUGAUUCUGGCCACGAGCACAAUGACAACGGCCACGAUGACAGGACGGCAAAUGCUAGCACCAGCCCAUCCCUCUUACGAUCAGCACCCCUCAUUGUAGACUACUUGGCCCAGCUUCGCUUGGCAUCGUUCUCAGAUGAUGCUUCGCAAAUGCGGCUCAAUCUCAAGAGAAAUGAAAUCUCGAAGCUUGAAAGCGACAAAACCUUCGAUGCCAUCGGUCAGCUGGUGAUCAAGACAAACGGCGCUUUUGGAUCGGCCACCGAGAAAGCGCGAGGGAUCAAUCUGCGUCUGCAUAAAGACGAGCAGCUGGUAAUAGUUCGACAGCACUAUGACUAUUGGACCAUUGACAACAUGGAGACUCGUCUCGAUCUGGAAGCAAUGCAGAAUUUCAUCAAGGGUCUCGCUACAUCCGUGAACGAGAUCAAAGACGAGUUCGUUGUGGCACACGAUAUUGCUCAGGAGAUCAAAUCUGCGGUGGUCAACGACGGCGACCUAGGAAUCGUGCAAGGACAGCAGCAUGAAACGUCUACGGGCAGGUCUCAGGUUGAUCAGAGCACGUCUGGGGCAACAAUCGUGCAUGACCUCCAGAUUGAUGCACAACAUGCUUUGGAGAGUCUGCAAAAGGUAGUCCAACGACUUGAUCAGGACCCCGAACAGCCCGGGUUUGAUAAAGUGGGACUUGAUGCUCUCUCUGGACUCGAGAAUGAGCUUUCGAGCAUCGUCAGUCACUUCCAGACAUUGUCAGUGCAACUUGACGGCAUGUCUGAGGAAAUGACCCAAAAAAUGAUCGACCUUCGUCGGUCUGAGGUUGUGCAUGAUCGCCCGGCCGCUGAAACUCGUGAUUUGUUCAUGCAAUGUGCAAGAUAUGUCGAUGCCACGGGAAUCGAAUUCUCUCUGGUUGAGGAUUUCAUGAGUAACUUCGUCAUACCUCCCAUGCAGAGAGUCGAAUCACUUAGACAUUCAUCGAACUCUGAUCAACUAAAGGAAUUCAACAAGUAUUACAGAGAUGCCAUGAAGGGCUACACUGAGGCUACCGAGAGUCUCGCUGAGAAAUCAAACGAUGACAUUCUGGCCUUGUUGAAGGCUGACAUCAGUGUUGUCGACAUAGGGGUCGGACAAGGGACUCGUAAGGUGCCGGUUGGAGAUCAGAAGAGGUCGAAGGAAGAAACUGGUGCGGAGGCGCAGGAAGAUGACGAUGCGGCUGAUGACUCGUAUGGCGAUGGACCUAUGCUGGGAGCCAAUACAGAAGUUUUCGGGGCGGACGGAGGGGCUGAGAGCGAAGCUGCGAGGGAAUUGGGGCAGAGUGCCGCCAGGGUCAGGAAGAUGUUUGACAAUGAAUUAGGUAUGCCAAGUGGACAGUUCGACCACAAAGUGUUCAAGUAG